AGUAGCUGUCAAACGCGCGCUCGCGAGCACCGUGGAAACUAUGGCGACCGCGGCGUCCAACCACUACAGCAUCCUCACGUCCAGCGCGUCCGUCGUCGCGCACUCGGAUCCCGGCAGCAUGCAGCAGACGCCGCCGGCCUACAGGGACGCGCAGAGUCUUCUGCAGAGCGAGUACACCACCCUGCAGAGCAGCGGGAGCACGCUCAGCCACGCGCACCAGUGGUUAACGGCGGCGCUGUCUCACGGGGGAGAGGGAUCGCCUUGGCCCGCCAGCCCGUUGGGCGAGCAGGACAUUAAGCCCACCCUGCAGGGCGACGUGGACGAGCUGCAGCACUCGCCGAGUUUGACGCCCAGACAAGCGCAUCUGGUGCAGCAGAGCCAGCAUCACGACGCGGGCGCCUGGCGCGCGUCGACCACGGCUCACAUGACGAGCAUGACCACCUCGAACGGUCAGAGCAUGAUCUACUCCCAGCCCGGGUACGGUGAGCAGGGAAUGCACCAUCACGCCCUCAGGGACGCGCACGAGGACCACCACAGCCCGCACCUCAGCGAGCAGGGCCACCCGCAGAGUCUCCAUCAGGGACACCACGAGCACUCGGACGAGGACACGCCGACCUCGGACGACCUGGAGCAGUUCGCCAAGCAAUUCAAGCAGCGUCGGAUCAAGCUGGGUUUCACGCAAGCGGACGUGGGGCUCGCGCUGGGCACACUCUACGGCAAUGUUUUCUCCCAGACCACCAUUUGCAGGUUCGAGGCGCUUCAACUGAGCUUUAAGAACAUGUGCAAACUCAAACCCUUGCUCAAUAAAUGGCUGGAGGAGGCGGACUCCACAUCGGGAAGUCCGACCAGCCUGGAUAAGAUAGCUGCGCAGGGAAGGAAGAGGAAAAAGCGGACAUCCAUCGAGGUGAGUGUCAAAGGGGCCUUGGAGAGCCAUUUCCUCAAGUGCCCCAAACCCGGUGCGUCCGAGAUCAACUCUCUGGCGGACAGCCUACAGCUGGAGAAAGAGGUGGUGCGGGUCUGGUUUUGUAACCGACGGCAGAAGGAGAAGAGGAUGACGCCUCAGAACGGACCCAUACCCGGUAACGAGGAUUUGUACGGGGACACCUCGCCUCACCACGGGGCUCCGACACCUGUUCCGUGAGACGGGGGCGCCCACACACUCAGACAGCGACUUUGUCUUUGUCCCGGUCACAAGCCCGUUCACUGCGGGCCGACGGUGAUGAUGAUGAUGAUGUGCUGGUACGGCACUUCAGAGGGAGCGGAGCGCGCAUUGUUGCCCGAACAAUAUAAUGGCACGGGCGCGAGAAAACGCGCUCAAAGUAAACCAAGGCUUUACGCGCGUGUGAACCUAAAGAACGAACAUUUUACGCGUAAAAAAAAUAUUAAUAAAAAAAAAUACUUAUCAUCUGAAGUCCGAGGAUCUGUGAAAGCAUCAUAUCACUUCCAACCGAAAGCUGUGAAAAGGGCGUCAGGGGCACGUAUUCUCUCACGCCAUCUUCCCCUCAUGACCACAAAAAGCUGAUUGAAAUUAAUCAAGUGCAAUGUCUUCAUUCUCUUCAAAAUAUGAAUGGCAACGAAGGUACUUCAUUGUAAUUAUUAUUAUUAUUAUUAUUAGUGUUAGUAUUAUAUUCCUUUCAAUAUAUGCACAAUUUUCACAGUUAAAUGUGAGAAAUUCUCUGAGAGUUGAUGCAUGUAAUUUUAAUGACAACAAAGGCGGCCAAUUGCUGCUGUUUGUUAUGCACAGGCAAAGCAACCCAAUUUCAUGCAGAUCACGGAUUCACACUGCUGGUGCAAAACAGAGCGCCCGUCCAAAUCGAGGCCUGAGGAAAGAUUAAAUCCUUCUCCAGAAUUGUAUAGUGCUGUGCAGUACAUCAAAUCGACUGUUCUUAAUUUAAAUUAUGUUUUUAUAUGCAGAAAUUGGGGUUUUAUAUACAAUUUUGAAAAUAAUUUUGGGAGCUGAUGGAUUUCCAAUCAGCCAAGCGGACGUGAUUUGAAACAGUGUAUUAGGGAUGUUUUGAUCCCUUUGUUUUAAAUCAUUUUCAAUUAAAUCAUUAAAUGUCUUCUUAGAUAAAUACAGGAGAAAUCUAAAAGAAACCCAAAUUAUCAUUCAUGAUUUUUGUCCACAACAAAGACAAAAAUAAACCUUUAAUUUGUCUGGAAACCCUUAAUAUAAAUAGCAUGUUAACAACAACACACUUAUAAUAAUAAUAAUAAUAAUAAUAAUAAUAAUAAUAAUACAUUGUAUUAGUAGUAGCCACAGUGCCCAUUUUUUUCUUGUCCAUUAUAUUAGGUCUCUAUUAUUAUAGUAACAUUGUGUUGUUUUAUUUUGUGCAUCAACUUCCUGUAUUGCCUCAACAUCUUUGUAACUGUUUCUUGUUUUCCCAAACUUAUUUGUUUGUUUCAGCUGUCGCGCGCAUUUUCUUUAACGGGUAAUACUACACCAGCUGUAUUACAAUUGUUUGAUGGCCGGCAUCGAAAUAUAAAGACAUUGUAGCCUACGUGGAUUUUAUAUGGCUUUGUGUAUACUUGUAUAUUUGUAUAUUUGUGCACUUACCCUGGCACUGCCAAAGCACAACCUGUCAGUGUGCCCUAUUGAGACCAUUACUGUCUUUGGUUUU
Xyrauchen texanus (razorback sucker) is the source of this 2618-nucleotide messenger RNA. It is a transcript of the gene pou3f2a, whose product is annotated as POU class 3 homeobox 2a. Gene Ontology annotation, biological process: brain development; regulation of transcription by RNA polymerase II. NCBI's taxonomy places the organism in Eukaryota, Metazoa, Chordata, Actinopteri, Cypriniformes, Catostomidae. Gene Ontology annotation, molecular function: RNA polymerase II cis-regulatory region sequence-specific DNA binding; DNA-binding transcription factor activity, RNA polymerase II-specific. Gene Ontology annotation, cellular component: nucleus. The record is from RefSeq and is a predicted model, not a curated record. The transcript has a single exon. The coding region runs from base 41 to 1141 and encodes 366 amino acids.